This is a messenger RNA of Serendipita indica DSM 11827, 429 nucleotides long. Lineage: Eukaryota; Fungi; Basidiomycota; Agaricomycetes; Sebacinales; Serendipitaceae. The record is from the annotation of a GenBank genome assembly.
AUGACUGAGUCAGUAGAAUUGACAUCGCCAGAAACGCAAGGAACAAGCAGUGUGACUCAAUCCAGAGACCCAGAGAUGGUUGAGGGCAGAGUGGCGUCUCCAACUUCGACUGCAGAAGUCGAAAAUGCGCUUCUUGACGAUGUGGCGAGCGACGAGGAAACGGAUACAGUUUAUGCCUCUGUCCCAGGAUGCUCCUGCAACGAGGCCUGUCAACCGCCGGAUUUGCGUGCCCAGUUUGACGAGUUUGAACCUGACUUCAGAGAACGUUUGAUAGCGCGUAUGUUUGAAGAGCUCGAGGAGGAGGCUCCCGAGGAACUCGCGGCCACCGAGGACCAUACAGUGCCCAGCGUAAUCACUUGGCCCGAAGAGGAACAUCCGUGGGCGGUAGUGAUCGUCGAAAACUUCUUCGGAGGCGCGGGAAUUCCUUGA